GCUGCUGUGUAGUUUUUAAAAUUUUGCCUUCAAAGUUCUUUUUAUCCUCCCCACAUCCCCCUGGGGCUCUAACCUAGGGGCCAGUGAGCUAUAACCCCAGCCCUUUUACUUAUUUAUUUAGUGAUAGUGGGGACUGAACUCAGGAUCUUCUCAUGGGCCUAUUUCCCCAGCCUUUUUCAUACAUUUUUGUUUGUUUAUUUAUUUGUUUUAAUUUUGAGACAGGGUCUUGCUAAUGUGCUGAGCUGCCCAACAAGCAGGGUUUGAAUUUGUGAUCAUCCUACCUCAGACUCAAGAGUGCUGGGAUAAGAGCUAUAACAACAAGCUGUACGGGUCCGGAACUGUGUGUGUUAGGAACUCGCCCCUGGCUUGUGUAUUACUUUACACUCCUGCUGCCGUGAACUUCUGGCUGUUCUUUGUCAGCCACACGUGAACGUGACAUGAAGGUGGAAAGGCACUCUGACAGUUUGGAUAUCGGUGGGAUGUUUUGGCCAGAAAGUACCAGAAAACUCAAAAAUAGCUACCCAAUAAGAUCCAGCCACUUUGGGACUCACUCCACAGCCCACAAGUCCCAGUUUCUGUGGUACAAACAUGAAACCAAGCCGUCUACUCUGCCUCCACUCCAGCAAACCAGCAUCCAUAGCAGAAGCAAAAUGAAGACUUUAAGUACAGGCCGUGCAGCAGUGCCCUCCAAGCUCACUCCAUUGGUGACAAGCCAGCCGAAGGAUCCACAAGAAAGGCAUAUAAGGGAGAAGCCGCACCAAGGAAAGAUGCCAGCCAAACCCAGGCUAAUGAGGAUGAUGCUCCGGAACCAGCGGAACUUGCUCCAGGACAUCCGCAAACACAAAUGUUUCCUUGCCAAGAAGAAUGAACAGUUGUUCAAGUCCAUCCUGGACACAGAGGCCAGCACGGCACUGCAAGUGCGGGCCAUGCUGCAGCAGGAAAAUAUUGCAGUGAACAUGAUGGACAUUCUGGAGUACUCAAACAACAAGCUACAGAGGUCGAAGUUUGAGCUUCAGGAGUGGAAAGAGAAGGAAGAACACAAGAAGAACAGCCUGGAGCAGCAGGCAGAGCAGCUGAACACCAGGAUCAAGAACACCCAGGAGUUGGUGAGCUUCCUGAGCACGUACAUGGACCACGAAUACCCCGUUAGGUCCGUGCAGAUUAGCAACCUGGUGCGCCAGCUGCAGCAGGUGAAGGAUGACCAGCAGGAGGAGCUGGAUAACCUCGGUGAGAUGCGCAGAAUGGUGCUGAAGACUCUGUCCAACAAAAAGCAUGAAAAAAAGAGAAAAGUUUGGAGGUCGCUGGUGGUGAAAACCCAGCGCCCUCGUGACAAAACCCUUGUACAGGUGACCCAGGACAGCCAGUACCAGCAGAAAUGCAUUGUCAAGUGCAGAGAACUUAUUGACCAAUGGAAAGAGAAGAUUCCCGCAUUAAGAGCCGAGGUGGAAGCGCUCCGGGCCCAGCUCCAAGAUCUGCGGGAGGUCAUUUUUGAGGAUAUUCUGCUUCGGAGACCCAAGUGCACCCCAGACAUGGACGUUGUCCUCAACAUCCCUGUGGAGGAGUUGCUUCCUUUCUAGACGGCCAUGUCAUGGGCCCCCCUGCUCUGCCUGCUGUCUCCCCAGCACCCGGAGCCCUCUUUGGUUUACCUCCAAGACUGCGUCUCCAUCCAGGCCCAGGUCUGCAGUUCCCCGUCUUCCUGUCUGUAGCUUUUUUCUUCUCUUCUUCUUCUUUUUUGGUUGGUGCUCCUCCUUGGGCUGUGGCGGAAGUCUGUGAAAUCUGUCAUUCCUUUUGAUGAAUAAAGCUGGAUUUGCA
Messenger RNA from Cavia porcellus (domestic guinea pig), 1812 nucleotides. It is a transcript of the gene CUNH20orf96, whose product is annotated as chromosome unknown C20orf96 homolog. Lineage: Eukaryota; Metazoa; Chordata; Mammalia; Rodentia; Caviidae. The transcript has 13 exons. The coding region runs from base 438 to 1577 and encodes 379 amino acids. The record is from RefSeq and is a predicted model, not a curated record.